UCAUGAUUGAAUGACUGUCCUCCCGGAUUUGUCUCCCCAUCCCUCUCUCCAAACACCCUACUACCCAGCUUGCCCUCGCACCUUGAUUGAUAUUUCUGAUUGCGACGACGCGCGCGCUCUUCGUCUCAGAAUGAGGGUCACCACCUAUGGGUGCCUUUGGCUACGCCAUAGGGUCCCGGGUGCGGGUGCCAUCCUUCCGCUGAUCCUGCUGGCCGCUGUGCAAGCACGCCCUCACCCUCAACAAGAGCCUUUGCCGACCUCGAGUCCGGGUGGCGACCCCGGUCCCUCGUCGAGCGUCAGCUCCAGAACUUCACCCUUGCCUUCUCCCACUUCCGCCUCCGCUUCCGCUUCUGCGUCUGCACAAGCAACAACUUUCACAUCCAGCUACAUAACCACCCUGAGCUCUGGUCAGCCCCGACCCACCGGUGCACCAUCUACGGGAUCCGUAUGGGCAACCUACACGAUCUACACGACUACACUGAGCCCAUCUCCAACAGCCAGUACCAGCGCACCGACUCCCUCGAGCACGGCGGAUGGCAACGCAGGCAUGGCCGCUUCCUCGGACGAUUUGCCCCUCAAUACGAGGAUCGACGCCGCUUUUGGCGUAUUGGGGGUGGUGAUGAUCAUCACUGGAGGUGCACUGGCUGUGCGCGCCAGUCGAUCGCGAUGGAUACUCUACUUUGUCAGCGCGUUCUAUUGGUUCGCUCUUGUGACGUUGUGCAUGAUCUUCAAGCUAGGUAUCGAAAGAGCGAUAUUCGAUCCUUCACCCACUACCCGCGGCCUCUUCUUGCUCGCUUGCUUAGUCGUGGGCAUCAUUGGCGGGGUUCUAGCGCUCUUCUGGCACGCUGGCGCUGCUCUUUUGGCUGCGUCUCUUGGGGGACUGUCGCUGGGACUCUUCAUCCAGGCGUUGCAUCGUGACGGUCUCAUACAGCAGCUCGUACUUCGCUGGGCGCUCUACCUCGGGUGUAUCGCCGUCUUCUUUUCGAUCGCUGUAUCCAAGCGCAUUCAGCCGCUGGUCCUCCUUGCAGCAUCGGCUCUUACCGGCAGCACCAUUGUGAUGCUUGGCAUCGACUGCUACACGACAGCUGGCCUCAAAGAAUUCUACGCUCGCAACCUGCUCGGUGAUCAGCUGUUCGCCGAUCGCCACAGGCCAACAUUUGAGCACGGUCAGUUUCCGUUGCCUCAAGCCGUCCAGAUCGAGCUCGGCGUCAUCGGCGGCUGUACCUUGAUGAGCUUGGCCUUACAGUCCAAGAUGUUUGCCGAGCUUCGAGCUAAUCUGCGUGCCCUCAAGUCUGACGACGAAGAUCGACGAAUCAACGCUCAGGCGAGACGUGCCUCGCAGCACGUCUUUCGCAAUGCGCAGAGAGACCUCGCAGAAUGGGAAAGAAGGCACGGAUAUCGCACGGACGAUCCUGAGCUUGGAAGCCAAGGAACUCCCACCGAAGAGAAGGCCUCCGACAAUCGGUCCCAUUUCGCACGUGGCAGCUUCACCCGAAACAACUCAGGCCAAUCGCUUUCCCCGAUUCCGGAAGCUGGAGAUGAAUUCGUCCAGCGCAGUAUCUUCUACGGCGCGACUGCGCCCGCGAGGAGCAACUCACACGUCAGUUUUGCUGACAGUGUCAAGGGCCUGAGCCGCAACGAAAACGUCGGCAGGUCAGACACGAUGUAUGCGGGCAACGCCGUUCGCUUUCCUACUGCUGUAGCGGCAGCCAAUCCCGCCCGCGGCGAUGAUCCUCCAGCAAGAAGUGCUGAUCUUCAAGAGCGGCAACGACUACUUGACGAGAUUGCCAACAUCCGCCAGAGCAUUUCCUCAUUGCACAGUGCUUUGCCAGCUGGAACACCUCCAAGCGCACCUGAAGAGGCACUGAGCGCUACAGGCAGCUACCAUGCCCCCCUUCGAGGCGACGGUGGGCGACGGAGUGUCAACUUUGCACCUGGUACGACAUCCAGCAAGCCCGCGCCUUGGACUAGUGAUGACCGCACCAAGCGGUCGAGGGUCGUUUCGGCCCCGAUGUUACCUAGCCUGCUGUCCCUGGCGCAGGACGAGCUGAGCCAAGGCUUCAGAACCAUGAUCGAGGACGAAGUUCGCCUCUCAUCUCCAGAAGAUAGCCUACCUACGCAGACCAGCCAGGAUGGCGUGUACGAGCCGCAAAGGUCUUUCGAUGCGGGGCGCCGCUUUAGCGAACAAGGUCCAAGAUUUGAUAUGAGCGCAGAGUUGCAGGCAGACUUGGCUUUCCCGCCUACGGCGCCUCCCCAGCUUCGGCCUUUGCACUUGCCAGCCAGAACGGGUGCUAAUAGUCCAGAAGCCUCGGUCGGCCGCGGCAUGUUGGAUGCGCCUGAGCCGCGAGCUUCCAAGACGCAAUUCGAUCUGACGGCAAAGGCUCCAGAUUCGCCGCGACGAGUCAUCAAUGGCACCGUGCCUGCGAGCCGACGUCGUUCAACCCUUUCAUACCGCAACAGCUCGAUCGACUGGCCCGCAGACGCCGUCAAGGGAAUCGCGAACGAGUCCGGGCCUUCCGGUGCUGUGCACAUGACCAUGGCGGAGCUGCAAGAACGCCACAAAGCCAAGCUCGCUGCCAAACAAUCGAGAGUGUCAGCAACGUUUGAGCUAGAGCUCGCGAAGCAGCAUUGGGAGCAAAAGGUGGCAGAAGAACGCAAGACGAUGCAUCUUCGCGAGCGCGUGCGCGCACACGAGGCAGCAGUGGCUGCAGCUCAAGCCGAGGAGCAGCUGCGCCAGCAAGCCUCCACAGGUGCAGCUCAAUCGCAGUAUCGUCGAUCGAUGAAUCAGCUCCUCAUACUAGGUGAAAGGGAUGGCAGCGUAAAGAAGGACGAGCGCUCGGACGCGACACAACGCGCAAAGGAAUGGCGCCAAAGCGUGCGCCUUUCCAAAGACGGCGCGUCGUCGAUGGAUCGCUUUCGAAGGUCGCGUCCCACAUCGAUGACCCUCGAUCACCAACCUGAGCUCAGCAACGACCCGACGGUCAGACCGGCAUCUGCCGGUGGCUUUAACAAAGAUCAGAAUCAUAAAGCCACGUACGACAAGCUGGUGAGCUCACAAGCCCACGCAGAGGUAUCGGAAAGAUACCCUUCCAAGGGCAGCGCCAACCUCGAGAAGGUGCACAGAAUGCCGAAAGGAGAGCUCACGGAGCUGGACCGGCGUCGUAUUUCGCAGGGCGCUCUCGGCCGCCCUUUGAAUGGCUCCGCAAGCAACAAGACUCUGCUCGAUUUUGAAAACACUGCGAUUGUCGAUCAAGCAUGGAACAAACGUACCUCGCGCACCGUCGCGGGCAAGUAGCUGAGGCAGUGCUGAAUUUGCACUCGGCUUCGUCUGGCAGGCUUACAGCCGCUGCUCUGCUGCGAUUUGCGUUCUGCAUGACUCGAAAAUGCCCGAUGCUUGCUGCUUUCGGCAUCCUUACUGCUUUCAACUUUCCACUAACCGGCCCCACAGACAUCGAACACCGCUCCAUUUGCCACUCUUACGCUCGCCACUCACAGGAUAUUCAUCAGACAUCGGCCUUUACACACAUCAGCUCAUGAUCAUGCCUUUCACACACACACACACACACA
Molecule: messenger RNA, 3567 nt
Organism: Ceraceosorus guamensis
Lineage: Eukaryota; Fungi; Basidiomycota; Exobasidiomycetes; Ceraceosorales; Ceraceosoraceae
Exons: 5
Coding region: 131-3295 (1054 amino acids)
Source: RefSeq, a predicted model, not a curated record